CUGUAGGAUCGCAUGAAUCCGCCAAUGGUCCCCUCCAUGCAUGCAUGCACGCACGAAUAUUGUUGACGAUGGGUAGCACCGGCCGGUGAGAUUGGGUUUCAAAGUCGGACUGAACCCGCUCCUCAUGAGGUUGCCACAGUUUCAAGCCUCGGCGGAUUAUGGCUGCGUCCAGACGUCUUUGGCUGCAAUUCUCCAAGCCUCCAGCAGCAGAAGCAGCGCUGUUGCCUCACGUGCUCGAAUCCGAACCACCUGCCUCGUCUUGUGCCGCCUGCUGCCGAUCCAGCAGAUCUCGGUUUCUUUUGGAACCAUAUUCAGCCGGCAAUACGAUUAUCCACUUUCACCCUUGCUCCGGUCACCAAGCCUGGGACGCCUUAUCCUGUCGACCAUCUUUACGAUACAUAAUUAGUACGGAUACAUCGCCCGCCCAAGUCGGCAACAGCCUCGCGCUAUUUAACCUCCCCCCCGGAGUCUCCGUUCGGGGGGAGGACAGGCUUGCCUGCGGCGGCGUUACACGGAUUGGCUCCGGCGCGUUGCUUUUGGUGAUCCACUGACUAAUUACCUACCAGAACGACCCCUGAUGUGACAACAUACUCCAAGUGCCAUGCAUCUUGACCGAGGUUGAGGUUGGCUUCCCCAGAGUUGCUCAAGAAAAGAAAUCUAACAUAUCUUCUAUAGUGGAUAGGUAAACCCCAUCUUCGCCUGUGUCAAGUGAAGCCAAGCCUGGCAUGUCUUGCGACUCGUUGGUCUCGAUAAUUGGUGCGGUGGUCCAAGCAGUGCUAGUGUGCCAUCCGCUAUCGGCAAAAACGCUCACGUUGGACGGCAUAAUGCGCCGAGCCGUUUGUUCUGGAGUCCAAGCGGGGAGGGGUCGUAUCCGUAGUGGUUCUCGCUGAGCUUGAGCCCCUAUCCGGCUCUGCUCUCGUUGCGGACAUAACCUG
Messenger RNA from Colletotrichum navitas, 935 nucleotides. RefSeq lists its product as uncharacterized. Lineage: Eukaryota; Fungi; Ascomycota; Sordariomycetes; Glomerellales; Glomerellaceae. The record is from RefSeq and is a predicted model, not a curated record. The coding region runs from base 159 to 551 and encodes 130 amino acids. The transcript has a single exon.